This is a messenger RNA of Anguilla rostrata (American eel), 3720 nucleotides long. Its product is annotated as EF-hand and coiled-coil domain-containing protein 1-like. Lineage: Eukaryota; Metazoa; Chordata; Actinopteri; Anguilliformes; Anguillidae. The record is from RefSeq and is a predicted model, not a curated record. The transcript is spliced from 8 exons. Bases 1451 to 3391 code for a protein of 646 amino acids.
AGGUCACGGUGAGGAGCAAAGGCGCAGACACACUGCAGCUGUUGACACGCGGGACCCUUCACGGCCGUAAAUUUCAGUCUCCCUAUUUUGUUCGCUCCGGCCGUUUUUUUGUGGGGUUCUUUUUUUUUUUUUUUUUGGUGACCCACUAUUGUGUCGCAGAACUCUGGCAAAACAUAUGGCGCGCGGGCACCGCAUAAAACAGCCUCGUCCACCGACCCCGUUAUUUCCACUCCAUAAAACAGAGCAAGGCCGACAGCACUUCAACCUCCCCCUUCCGUCUGCCACACUCACCCUUAUUUUACUGCGGUUUGUCUAAAAGCCCUUUCAUUUUUGAAACAAGCCUUUUAUUUCAGAGAAAACAUGCUGAUACGCCGACACUCGACCCUAUCCCUCCCUCCCUCCACCCUCACCCCAGAACAACCACACAACUACAAGAGCGGCUACACCACGGCGAGUCCCAAUAAAUGAGUACAAAUAAUAUUUGUGUAGCUAAUUAUCCAUAGUGCCAAUCCUGCCCAUAUCUGGAGCCGUCAUGUUUCUCACAAUUCAAGUCGUUGCUAAUUUAUCGUAAAAUUGAAACAGGCUGACUCGCGUGUGUGUACAUUGCUACACUCACAUUUGUAGAAUUAAUUAGUGCUUUAGCCAUGACGUGCAGCAUAAGUAUUUUAACGUGCAAACUGAUGGUGAAUUGCCAUACUACAUAUUUGCAUAGUGUCUAGGGGUGGUGUUUUAUGGCGUGUUCAUAUGCAAUUAUGGCGUCAAAAUAGACAUUAAAUUAAAUAUAGGGUAAAAAGACAUCAUUAAGUACGAUAUUUACCAGAUCCUAACUUUGUAUUGUUUUGCCGAACAGCGUGGUGCAAACCCAAUCGCAGUCACACUGAAGACUAGUCUUUCCUUAGGAGUGGGAGUGGCAUAACUCAAGAGCAAGUUCAGGCAACUCCCUACGCUAAUAUUUGAACUGUGAGGAUUCCUUUGGAAAUUACCUCACUUUAACAGUUUAUGAUCCGUGGCGUGUCGGACCCCGCGGAACGAGGCGCCGAAUUCUUGCGGCUCGGGGAUUUCCUUCAUCUUGGGUCUUAGACAAAACCACAGAGAGCAGCAGCUCGUGGGCGGCGCCGAGGUGCGUGAAGUGGAACUGAGGAGUAAAUUGAAAACUUCCCGCUCCAUCCCCGCCCUCCUCUGUGUUCGGUAGGGGUUGUGCAGGACCGCUGAAUGAAGGAGGAGUCACACACACACACACACACACACACCUCGCAAGCGGACGCACGAGAAGGAUGCUAUCACCGGCACUGCGAGACUGUGAAUCAUGACAUUUCUUUCAUGGACCAGAUGAAUAAUUUAAUCGUUUUGACUAUUUAAUCACUGUACAUUUUGACAUGUUCCUGGCGGUCUGUGUGCUCUGUUGGGCUUGAAAUGAGAUCUUAACAAGUUUUGACUUCUUGAACUUACCAUGCAGGACAGUCUGAGCUCGAAAGUAGACGCUGCUCCCAGCGCUUCCCAGGUAGCGAUUCGCGCGUGUCGCAAGAGCGAGUGGCUACAGAGCGCGUUAGCCCAUCAUUACGACCCGGAUCCCGGGGUGGAAAACGAGAUCGUGGUCCUCGCAACAGGCAUCGACCAGUACCUGCAGGAGAUAUUCCACCACCUGGCAUACCGCAACGGAUGCGACCUCGUCACCGCGGAGGAUUUCAGGCUACUGUGUCAAGUCCUGGGGCUUUUCGACUCCAGCGAUGGUGCGAAAGAGAAGGGAGACGCAGACGACACGGCGGCGAUUUUCUCCGGGCUGCCCACCCAGCUGCACUUCAAAGACUUUCACGCGCGGCUCUGCGGGCACUUCAGCCUGCGCGUGCGAAACGGCAAGCCAAACGCGCGCCUCCCCGUGACCGAGGAGACGGAGCACAUCGAGCGCGAGAUCAGGCUCCGGUGGCCGCGAGUGCGUAAGAGAAAGAGCGUCAGCUUCGACCUGUCCAAAGACGCUCUGUCGGACACAAGGCGAAUACCGAGACCUGCUUCCAUUCUGAAACUGGAAAAUCUCCACCACUGCGCCGGAGAGUUGGAGGAGAAGAGCCUGGCAGACUCCAGCCUACAGGGGGCAGCGCUACAGCAGGCGGAGAUGGAGAACGUGGGCCUCCGCGAGCUGGUGGAGGACCUGCGGGCGGCCCUGCAGGCCAGCGACGCCCGCUGCCUGGCGCUGGAGGUGACCCUGCGGCGGGAGAGGGGGGCGUGGCCUCGGGGGCGAGGGAGGGAGGAGCCCAGGGAGGCGAGGGCGGCGGAGUGGCCGGGGGCGGCGCCCGCGGCGGGAGUCCCCCGGGGCGCCAGGGACCUCCUGAGGGAGCUGGAGCUGAUUCGGGCGUCCCGCGACGGACAGCUGGCAGAGGCAAUGAGGUUCAACCAGCGGCUGGAGGCGGAGCUUGGGGCGGCCAAUGAGGAGAGCCGCAGGCUGGAGGGGGCGGUGCUGCGGCUGCAGAGGGAGAACGGGCAGAUGAAGAGGAAGGCGGAGGAGGCGCGGUCGGCGCUGUCCCGCGGGCUGGACCGGGUCCGGGAGAUCCAGGAGCAGGCCAGGCUGGUGCCACCCCUGCAGGCUCGGGUUCGACAGCUGGAGGCUGACAGACAGAGGGACAGGAGCCAGUGCACCUGCAGAGCAAACAGAGAUGAGUGGGACGGCCCAGCACCCAUGACCCGUGAACCCCGUCACAUCCCCCUACGCCACUCACCCACAGGAAGAGACGAGCCCUGCAGCAAAGGAGUGGAGGAAGGCCUCCAGAGGGCGGUAGAGGGUCGGGCUGCCUCGGAUGAGGAAGAGGAGGACAGGGGAAGCGAGGAAGGGCAGUGCUGUCUGGUGGAGGUGAAGAGGAUGCUGAACAGGCUACGCUGCUGUGCUAAAGGCUGCCAGAACACAGCCGCCCGUCACCUGCUCAUCUCACAGACCUGUUUCCAUGCCAACCCCCACGGUGGCAUCGCUGCAGCCGUGGAGCUCAGGGGGCGUGGCCACAAGGGCCACACCCAUCCGGAGGAGAGGGAGAGUGACCUGGACAAGUCCCUCAGUUCAGUGCAGUUCAGACAGGAGGAGGUGGAGAUGCUGAGGGUGGAGGUGCAGAUGGUGGAGACCGAGAGGGUCCGUCUGUCCCUGCUGGAGGAGAAGCUGACGGACGCACUGACGCUGCUGCUGCAGCUACGCGCCAAGGAUAUCUCUCGUAGAGCGUUGGGAAGCAUAUUAAUGGACACAUUGGACAUCAGCAGUAAAGCGGGUCAUGGCCCCUCCCACGCGCUGCAGGUGGUCGACGCCCUCUGCCAGCGGCUGCUCACCUGUGAGCUCCUCGCGGAGGGGGCGGGGCCUCAGACCGGCGCCGGAGCCCAGCGUGGAGGAGCCAACCCCCUGCUCAUCUCCUGCUGACGACCUCCGACCCUCUGAGUCCUGCUGAUGAACUUUGACCCUCUGAGUCCCCGCAGGGUGCGCCCCAAACCUCCCCUCACCCGGCCGGGGUUCCAGCAUCACAGCAAUGACCGCCCCACCUACACAGGACCUGCUUAGGAACACACACACAUGCGCACACGCACACACACACACACACACACACAUCCGCACGCACGCACGCACACACACACACGUACACACACACACGCAUGCACAUACUCACAGACACAUGCAGACACACAUGCACACACACAGGUAACACCCACACACGUACCACACUCACUCACACAGACACCACACAUACAUAC